AUGUGGCUACCAAGAAGGCCUGCAGCCAGUCUGUCUCGCUAUACGCGUCUUAGGUCGCUAGGAAAGAAGCAGCAGCAGCAGCUGCAGCAGCUGCAGCCGCUACAGCAGCCAGAGAGGCACCAGCGGCAGCAGCAGCAGCAGCAGCUGAUUUGUCUGCAGCCUGUAGAGAGGAAGGGGCAUUUGAAGUGCCGCUGCGUGGCUGCUGCUGCUGCUGCAGCUGCUGCUGCUGCUGCUGCAAAGGCCAACGAAGACACGAGGAGUGCCGGCAGCAGCAGCAGCAGCAGCAGCAGCUGCAGCAGCAGUAGGAGCUUGCGGCAGUUUAUCUUGCCGCGUGCCGCGUGGGGUUGCAGCGGCUAUCUUCUCAGGGCCAUCGCUGCAAGGGGGCCCCCUUCUUUUUCGUUAGGGGGGCGUUUGUCUCCCUUCAGCAGCAGCAGCAGCAGCAGCAGCAGCUGCUGCAGCAGACACAGCCAGGGGCUGAGGGGGGCCCCAGCUAAGUGUUUGCAGCCUGCAGCAGCUGCACCUAAUAACCCUUUCUUAUCGUCUGGGGGCCCCGUAAAGGAGGGCAGCCGCGGCGCAUGCAGCGUAGCAGGGGGCCCCCCGCUUGCUGCUGCUGCUGCUGCUGCAGCAGCAGCAGCUGCAGCAGGGGCCCUACCCCCUCAGACGGGGGCCCCUACUAAUAGCCAGGGGCCCCCUCCAUCUCCACAGUGUAGAGGCAGCGGGGGCCCCCAGGCAGCAGACGGUGCACCUGAGAUAUCUUCUUUUUGCAAUUCGCAGGGGCUUCGUAUUCAGGUGUACAGGUGGCGCCACGACAAAAGACAGCAGCAGCAGCAGCAGCAGCAGCAGCAGCAGCAGCAGGAAGAAGAGCAGCUGGAAGGAACAGGGAAAGGACAGCAAGGCGGAGGGGGGGCCCCUAGAAGGGGCCUCUGGGGGCCCCCUAAUGAAGAUAGACGAGUAAAGGGGGUUGUGCUGCUGGUGCAUGGGCUCGGCGAGCACUGCUGCAGCCAUUUCUUUCACAAACCUCCAGCUGCUGCUGCUGCUGCUGCUGCAGCAGCAGCAGCUGCAGCAGCAGCAGGUGCUGCUGCUUCAGAUGCUACAGCAGCAGGCGCUGCAGCAGCGGAGUUUCAGGCAUUUGCUUCUGCAGCAGGAGUAGCACUAGGAACUAACGGCGCACAACCAACAGCAGCAGCAACAGCAGCAGCAGCAGCACCAGCAGAUCGAACGACGAGUCCGGGUCCCUUCUCUUCCUGCAAUUUACCAUCAGGAUGCCCAGCAACAGCAGCAGGAGCAGCAGCAGCAGCAGCAGGAUCAGCAUGCGCAUCAUCAACAGGAUCAUCAACAGGAGCAGGAGGAGAAGGAGCAUCAGCAGGAGCAGCAGCAGGAGGAGCAGCAGCAGGAGGAGCAGCAGCAGGAGGAGCAGCAGCAGACUGGCUGCGGGCUACCUAUGAUGGCAGCUGGGUAGAGGGCCUCAAUCUGCUAGGCUUUGAUGUUGUGGGGUUUGAUUUGCAGGGACACGGGCGGUCGCAGGGCUGGCGAAUGAAGAGGUGCGUUGUUAGGGCAUUAGACGACUUUGCUGCUGACCUGCUGCUGCUGCUGCGAAUCCUAAAAGCUGAAUACAAACAGCAGCACCAGCAACAGCACCAGCAGCAGCACCAGCAGCAACGGGAGGUACAGCAACAACAACGGCAGCAGAAGGCAAAUCGAAAAAUGAUAAACUUACAGCAGCAGCAGCAGCAGCAACAGCAGCAGCAGCAAGAGCAGCAGCAACAACAGCAGCAGCGAUGCCUUGCCACUACGCAAAUGAAUUUGAGCGGGGACAGCAUGCAGAGCAGAGAAGACGAUCCCCAAGGAGACGAUCCCCAGGGAGACGAUCCCGGUGCAGACGAUCCCGAUCCCGGCAGUGAGUCGUCUAACCACAAGAAGCAGCAGCACUCAGCUCCUGCUGCUGGCUCUCCCGCUGCUGCUGCUGCUGCUGCUAGCCCCCCUAUGUUUCUGGUUGGGCUCUCUCUUGGGGGUUGGGUGGCCUUGAGGGCUGUGCAGCUGGCAGCAGCACAACGGCGCAACAGUGCUGCUGCUGCUGCUGCUGCUGCUGCUGCAGCAGACCCCACAGCAGCAGCAGAAGCAGCUGCAGCAGACUUUGCUUCUAACCACCUAUGCAAGGAGAAUCAGCGGCAGUUGACUCUAUGGAAUACACAAGAGGCAGCAGAAACAGCAGCAGCAUCAGCAGCAGCAACAGAUACAGACACAGCAGCAGCAACUGCUGCUGCCGCUGCUGAAGAUGCCUUGGGCCUGCAGGGUCUCGUGCUGCUGUCUCCAAUGCUGCAGCUCUCUCGUAGGCGGCACCUGCAGCGCGUGCCGCUGCUGCAGUAUGCUGCUGCUGUUGUUGCUGCACUGAGGCCCCACGCAGCCAUCAUACCACCCAGAACUAGCCGGAGACGACAUCCUCAUCUGCAUGCAUACUUUCAAGCUGACCCCUUAACUUUUAAAGGCGGCGUCCCUUUGGGGCUGGGCGUCCCUUUGAUUUGGCAGAUGGAGACAGCAACAGAGAGGCCGGAGCUGCUGCUGCUGCAGCAGCAAGAUGCUGCUGCUGUGCUGCUGAUUCAUACACUGCAAGACCCCCUUUGUGAUGUAGGCGGCACCAUCAGCUGCUUCUCUCGCCUCGUAGGGGUACCAGAUAGGCAGCUACUAGCCAUUGAAGGGCCUCCUGCUGCUGCUGCUGCUCCUGCUGCUCCUGCUGCUGGGGCGGCUGCGGAUUAUGGUGAAGACGGCGAGCAGGGAGAGGCCCUCAGCAGCAACAGCAGCAGCAGCAGCAGCAGCAGAAGCAGCAGCCUGCAGGAGCAGCUGCACCCCAAACUGCAUGCGUUAUACCCUGAGUAUAACUUCCAGAUCCUCGCUACUGGAGCAGCAGCUCCUGCUGCCUGCGAACACCAGCAGCAGCAGCAGCAGCAGCAGCAGGAUGAGGAGGCGCUGCGUACUGGCGUAGCUGCGUAUGAAGAGUGCAUGCAGGCGCAUGGGGGCCCCACAGCUGCAGCACCGCAAGUGUUUCUGUUUAGGGGGAUCGACGUCUUACACGACCUACCCAACGAGCCGGGGCAGCAUCUUCUCUUCCGUCUCCUCUCCUCCUGGAUUAACAGCCGCUGCCCCCAGCAGCAGCAGCAGCAGCCGCAGCAGCAGCAGCAGCAGCAGCAGCAGCAGCCGCAGCAGAGGCAACAGCAGCAAAAGAAGAAGAAGCAAAAACAGCACCAGCAAAAACAGCAGCAGUAG
Eimeria acervulina is the source of this 3261-nucleotide messenger RNA. RefSeq lists its product as hypothetical. The record is from RefSeq and is a predicted model, not a curated record. The transcript is spliced from 2 exons. Bases 1 to 3261 code for a protein of 1086 amino acids. Gene Ontology annotation, molecular function: lipase activity. Gene Ontology annotation, cellular component: membrane. NCBI's taxonomy places the organism in Eukaryota, Apicomplexa, Conoidasida, Eucoccidiorida, Eimeriidae.